AUGGCCUCCGCUCCCGAUUACCUGCGGUUCACCGGACAUAGAUCCUUCGCCCAGCGAUUGAUCAUCUCAACCCUCACUGGCCGGCCUGUGCACAUCUCCAAAAUUCGCAGCUCAUCGCCGACAAAUCCAGGUCUCGCGCCGCAUGAGAUCUCGUUCCUCCGCUUGCUUGAAGCCGUUACCAAUGGCAGCUCCAUGCAGAUUUCGUACACAGGUACGACAGUUACGUACCAUCCUGGCCUGAUAACCGGUACCAUGGCUGGAUUCGGCGCAUCCGACGGCGACGUCAUCGAACAUAGCUUGCCGCCGAACAACACCCGCGGUGUUACUUACUUCCUCCUUCCAAUCUGCCUCCUCGCGCCAUUCUCGAAGGCCCAUGUCAAUAUCCGAUUCACAGGUCCGGGCGUUAUUACUUCGGCGACCGAGACGGGUGACAUUUCCGUCGACUCCUUCCGCACAGCCAUCCUGCCCCUUUUUGGUCUUUUCGGAAUACCACCAGCGCGAAUUGAGCUGAGAGUGCUCUCGCGAUCUUGCCCCGGGAAGGGUGGCAGAGGAGGCGGCGGUGUCGUGGAACUUAGAUUCGCAAGCCAAGUCCGACUUCCGAAAACCCUUCACCUCAACCGAAACCCCGGAAAGAUAAGGAGGAUACGCGGAGUCGCAUACUGCACUGGAGUCUCGGCGUCCAAUAACAGCCGGAUGAUCCAUUCAGCUAGAGAGGUGCUGAACGCGCUGGUUUCGGACAUACACAUUGCGGCGCAAUACGAUACUGCACCGCUGGUCACCGCUGCCGACAAGUCGAAGACACGGACAGGUAUCGGUUUUGGUCUUAGCUUGGUCGCCGAGUCAAGCUCUGUCGGUGUGCUCUACUCUGCCGACGUCGUUGCUCCCCCGGUGGGUGGUGUCGUUCCCGAAGAUAUUGGCAAGAACUGCGCCUACCAGUUGCUGGAGACCAUCGCGCAAGGAGGCUGCGUCACCAAAACAUCUGCCAGCACAGUGUUGACACUGAUGGCAAUGGGAUCCGAAGACGUGGGAAGAUUGAGAAUAGGACGGGAUGUCAUCGGCACAGAAGAAAUGGUAGGGCUUGCGCGGGACCUGCGGACGUUUGGCGCGAGCAGUUGGGGUUUGAGAGAUGUGGAAGACGAUGACUCAGGCGACAUACUUGUUACGGUAAAGGGAAGCGGCGUUGGUAAUGUUGGUCGUAAGAUUGCUUAA
Colletotrichum navitas is the source of this 1209-nucleotide messenger RNA. Its product is annotated as 18S rRNA biogenesis protein RCL1. Gene Ontology annotation, biological process: ribosome biogenesis; endonucleolytic cleavage of tricistronic rRNA transcript (SSU-rRNA, 5.8S rRNA, LSU-rRNA). Bases 1 to 1209 code for a protein of 402 amino acids. The record is from RefSeq and is a predicted model, not a curated record. Gene Ontology annotation, molecular function: RNA endonuclease activity. Lineage: Eukaryota; Fungi; Ascomycota; Sordariomycetes; Glomerellales; Glomerellaceae. Gene Ontology annotation, cellular component: nucleolus. The transcript has a single exon.